Molecule: messenger RNA, 4874 nt
Organism: Teleopsis dalmanni
Lineage: Eukaryota; Metazoa; Arthropoda; Insecta; Diptera; Diopsidae
Product: dystrophin, isoforms A/C/F/G/H-like
Exons: 14
Coding region: 27-4874 (1615 amino acids)
Biological process (GO): synaptic signaling
Cellular component (GO): plasma membrane
Molecular function (GO): protein binding
Source: RefSeq, a predicted model, not a curated record
AUAUAUUCUAUGAUAGUUGGAAUGAUAUGAAACGUGCCAUUAUUACUUUAAUUAGAGAAGAAGGUGGCAUGGAUGAGGUAAAUCAAAGAUUACAAUUAUUAGAAGAAUUUGUCGCAGAGGUAGUAAAGGCGCAAGUGUUGGUGGAUGACUUGGAACCAAUGCAGGCACAGCAAAAGGCAUUAAACAACUUAUUAGAUGAAUUAGAAAACUUAAAAAUUGAUUAUGAUUUUGUGUACUUACGACGACCCGAUGCAAUUACCACUGAAUUUGCUGAAAAUUGGGCAAAGGUUCCAGAAUACUUGAACGAACGAAUCAUAAAACAAACGACUGCAAUUGAAAAUCUAAAUCACUUUACAGCGGAAUAUAACGCCAUCAUUGUGGUUUUACGUAAACUAGAGUCCACACUUAAACAAGAUGGAGAUACUUUAAAUGUCCGAAACAGUGAGAUGGAUAAUCAACGUUUUAACAUGGAGUUGCGUAAGAUCGAAAUCGACGUUAUAAGUGCUCGUAACUUCAGCGAGAUUAUUAUAAAGGAUGCGGAAAAUACACAUCGCACACAUUUGCUGAACCAAAUAAAGGAAUUGAAUGAAUUUUUCGCAAAUGUGCAGAAUUUGCAUAAGGAUUAUGUAUACAAAAGAACACAAAUACUUGCCAAAACUGAAGAGAUUUUCGACCGUUUGAAUAAAACAGAAGAUUGGCUUAGCGAACUCGAAAUAAAUACGCCAAAAACGAAAAUUUCCGAGAUAAUGAACUCCAAUGAACUCUUCCAGAUAAAAUCCAAAUUUCAGACAUUGAAAGAAACAUGUGAACGUGAGACAGAUAACUUUCGAGAGCUGAACGAUCACGGCGGGGAUAUUUUAUUACAAAUAGACGAACUCAAAUCGACGGGAGAAGAAAAAGUAGAUUCAGAAUAUGCCUUGUUAACAAAGAAAGUUACACGUUUAAACGCGCGUUGGACGCAGGUCACGGAAUUAGUUUAUGCAAAAACAGCUUUACUAGAACAUAUAUCAACACAGUUAGGUGAGUUUAAAAAGUUUAUGGUGUCUGAAUCGGGUUAUUUAGAUCGUCUGGAAAAUAAAAUCCGCAGUACACCAGAAAAUGCAGAUGCAGAAGAAAUCAUAGAAGAGCUGGAUGAUUUGGAGAAUGUAUUACGUGCGCAUUCCGAUGAAUGGCUUGAAAAAAUUCAAGAAAUUGGCAGUGAGCUAAUUGAAAAUGAGUUUAUGGCCAACUCAGUAAGAGAAGAGAUCGACACAAUUGUAGAGCGGUGGACUCAACUACAAUAUAAGGCUAAACAGCGUACUGAAAUAUUAGAGAAAGAAGUCAGUGAAGCUGAACAAUCUGAAAAAUGUAUAGUACAAUUCGAAGCUUGGCUUACCCGUGUCGAUGAGAUACUCAGCGAGCAUCUGGAAAAUGAUGUUACAAUUGAGGAUCUUCCUGAAGAGUUUCAACGGUUGGUUAAAGAAUUUGAGGUAAAUGAAAAAUCCUUCAAAGAAAUCGAAGAUGUUAUAAUGGAACUUACACGCAAUGGAAAGCUGGAAGCUGCUAACCGCUUACAAGAACAGCUAAAUCUUAUGGAGUUACGCUUUAAGGCAUGUCAAAUUAAACUGAACAAGUGCACUGCCCCACAGCCAGCUUAUGAAUCACGUCUGAAUCGUGCUGUAGCAGAGUUAAGAAACGUGGAACGGUCUACACUGGUGUUAGAUGUAGCUUCUGCUGGUCCGAGCACUGUACAAAUACAGUACCAAAAGUGCUUGCAAAUUUAUCGUACGUUGUCAGAAAUUAAGUCUGAAAUUGAGAGCACUAUAAAAACGGGGCGCAAAGUUUGUGAAGACAAGUUCACAAAAUCACCGAAGCAUUUAAGUCAACGUAUAGACGCUCUAAAGCACCUCUACAAUGCGUUGGGAGAAAAUGUAACGCAAUCUAAAAUCUUUUUGGAGACUUUAUUGAAACUAGCACAUCAACUUGAUGAUUGCUUUGAUAGUGCCGAACAGCUUAUACUUCGUUUUGAGGCACUUCAAGAAAUGCAUGAACGCAACACUGUAUUUUUAGAUCUGGAAGAUGUCUUACAAAAAUGUGAAGACAUUUACGAAGAAUACAGGCAAUCAUGUGAUCAGACCUGUAUGGAGGACACACGUAAGAGGAUUGAUAAGCUUAAAGCCACUUACUUAAAGCAUACCAGCGCUGAUGUGAUAAAACGACUCACCGAAAUGAAAACCACUUUACAAAAUUUGGAUAAUAUAUCGUUGGAAACUCUAAGGGCAAUGGAACAUGAUUUAAAGCAGAUUAAUGUACCCUCGAAUCCUGAAAUUGAGAACUUACAGCAACAAGUGAUUGCAAUUGUAGUGGAUGCGGUUAAGACCCUUUUUGAUGAAGCUUCAACACUAGAAGCUGACUUACCUGCUGAUUCGUCAAUCAAGACACAUACAAAUUUAGAUGAAGACACUGAAAUUGUUAUUGUAAGUGACACUGUGCGACAGCGUCGUGCAAGAACACCUUCGGCAAAUGAUGCAAAUACAACGCAAACCAGUAUUGAAUCAAACUCUCCAACACGCGUUAUGAAAGAGGAACAAACUAUUGAGCAGCAAGUGCUCCCAGACUUAUUGCCUCCGCAAACAUUUCGAUUGGCUGAAUCGAGUUCAUUAUUUUCUCAAAUAUCUCUAAAUCCUCAAAGUUUAACAGAACAGAAUGAAGUUAGAAACAAUUCCCAUAAGUUGCCAAAAAGCAAAAGUGGAGAAAAUCACGCCCAAAUGGUCGAAAUCAAAGCAAAAAAUAUUCAAAACGAUAAAAUGUCCGUGCAGAACAUAGAGUUGGAGCCACACAUAGGCGAAAUAGUCGAUACAGUAAACAUUUUAGAGAGUGUUGAGCCUUUCGUGCCAGAAUAUGUAGAAACUGUACAAAUUAUAGAUCUAUCUGAAGACUCAGAUUCGUCUAUGCGAAUAGAUGCUGAUGGCAAAGAAGUCCGAAGAAGUAAAAGCAAACGUUCGCUCUGUGAGUCUCCUAAAGUUAUGUUUAGCGAAGAAGUAGAACUGAGACCCGAAGCUAAUAACACUAGCACUCCGAUAUUGCGUGUAGAAAAGCAAAGAAUUUCUUUUGAGGAAAAACGUAAACGUAUGGAAAAUGAACGUGACAUAUUACGUGACUCGGAAGAAGAAUGCGAUGACGAUUCCAAAGAAACUGAAUUAAAGCAGCCUAAAGCUAAGCGUUGGCGUCAAUUGAAAAUGACAGUUGAAAUACCAACUGAGAGUUUAAGUGGACUUGAACUAGAACGAAAUAGUUUUUACAAUGCUGAUAAGGAAACUAGUUUUGAUGUAGAACCUUUGGUUUUUUCUGACGAUGAAGAAAUUCCGCGCUUCUCAAUGGAAAUGACACCAACUUUUGAUUCCGAUAGUGAUACGAGUCGCAUGGAAACACCCUCAACUAAAAAAUCGGACUCUUGCCAUAACAAAGUACUGUCAAAUUCCACUUCCAUAGAUGAUUCUAAUAUAACACUUCAGAGUCCGGAUAUGGAAAUAUUAAGUAACAACGUCCGCAUGUCAGACUCAUCUUUAGAACAAAGAGUAAAUGAGUUUGAAAAGAUGUCCAAAUAUAUGAUUAGAAAAUUGGAAACCACUAAGGAACUUAUAGAAAAUUGCCCUGACGGUGAAGCUGCUGUGGAAGAUCUGAAAUUAAUAAUUGCUCCUGAUGCUGCAACUUUAAUUUCUCAGGGGGACUCACUGGUGCUUGAAACGCAUGGUAAACAGGGCAGCGUUUCUCGACUUGUAAUGAAAACACAAAUUAUUUUACGUGAAAAAUUUCGUGAAGUGCAGCAGUCAAAGUCUAAAGUUCCUGAAGUAACUGCGACCAACGAUAACGGUGAAACAUCAAGUCCUCGUUCCACUUUAGAAAAGUUGAGCAUAAAAGGUAUCAAUGUAGAGGAAUUAGUUUGCAAAGGACUCAAGCGUAUUAAUGAUUUGAUUGAAAAGCCAGUAGACCAUAAUUCAAUAGAGGAACUGGAACGACGGCUUAAUGAAGUGAAUGAUCGACGUGACGAUUUAAAAUUGAUUGUCAAUGCGAUUGGGAAAAGUGAACAAAUGCCAAAGAUAAAUGCUGUCAUGAUGGACGAUAUUGAAAAGGUGAGUUUUCCGUAUGCAGAAAAUGUCCUUUGCUCCAUCAUAAGCAAUAAGGAAGUACUCAGCAGUGUGCAAAUGGCGCCAAAUCGUUUCUUAAAUGUUAAAAUUUACCUUGAGAGAAGUAUUUUUCCAUUUAGUACAGUACGUGCUGCUAGACGUCUUGUUCAAGUUAAGUGCAUUUGCCAUUUCGAACUGGCACAUGAACGUCAGGACAUACAGAAGAAAACUUUUACUAAAUGGAUCAACUCACAUUUAGGAAAAACCCAGUGUCCUCAAAUAAAUGAUUUAUUCACUGAUCUAAGAGAUGGGAACCGUCUGCUAGCUUUGCUCAGUGUGCUAACACAGUCUCAAUUGAAACCAGAAAAAGGACGUAUGCGUGUGCAUCACAUUAACAAUGUAAAUAAGGUCCUGCAAGUCAUUCAAGAACAUGGCGUAAAAUUGGUGAACAUAUCCAGUGAUGAUAUCGUCGGCGGUAACCAAAAGCUUACGUUGGGUCUUAUUUGGCUUAUUGCGUUGCAAUUCAAUGGACAGAGCCUAGUCAAAAGUCAUUCAGUUAAUGGCAUCGAAAAAUCACUACUAGCUUGGGCGAGACAGUUCACAAUAACUCGUGGUUUAGAUGUUACGGAUUUCUCAAAGAGUUGGACUGAUGGUAGAGCAUUUUUAAUGAUACUCGAUUCAAAUUUAGAUGAUAUUGAUUUAAUUAAAUCCGGUUUAAUUGCUCUAUUCUCCUAUAGCAAUUUGAUUUCUAGUAAUUUUGAUAUAUAG